Messenger RNA from Loxodonta africana (African savanna elephant), 3766 nucleotides. It is a transcript of the gene TSPYL4, whose product is annotated as TSPY like 4. The record is from RefSeq and is a predicted model, not a curated record. Bases 106 to 1329 code for a protein of 407 amino acids. Gene Ontology annotation, molecular function: histone binding; chromatin binding. Lineage: Eukaryota; Metazoa; Chordata; Mammalia; Proboscidea; Elephantidae. The transcript has a single exon. Gene Ontology annotation, biological process: nucleosome assembly. Gene Ontology annotation, cellular component: nucleus; chromatin.
AAGACGAAAAGAAGGGUGGUGCGAGGGGCUCAUUGGGGAGGAGCGCGGCUUCCAGAGAGGACAAGGACAAGGGACGCUCCUUUUGCUGGUUUAAGUUCUAUCAAAAUGAGUGGUCUGGAUGGGGACGAUAACCUCCCUUUCGCUAAAAGCCGAGACCUCGCUACUCCCGAUCAUGCCACGGGAGACCCGGACCCACGCCAGUACCGGAGGCUCCAAAGGGAAUCCGAUGUGACACAGGUGAUGGCGGACAUGGCCGGAGUCACCUUGGGGACCGCCGCAGGUUCUUUCGACUGUGGCUUCGCGCUCCGCUUCCGAGUUCCUAUUAACCGCAACCAGGCUGCAGCCAAAGCCGGGCAGGAAAAGGCUCCACCUCCCACAGGACGCCCGAAAGCCGCCUGUGCCUCCGUGGCGUUUGACCGCACCCUGAAAAAUGGCCACCUUGGUGAAGAGCUGCAGGGCCCUGCAGGGGAGAAGGCCCUAGAAGCCCGUGGCGCAGUAGGCGUGGCGUCUCAGAUGAUGGCGGGGGCGAAGGCCAAGGAAGUGACGACUAAAAAGUGCGCCAUCUCAGCGGCAGCGGAAAAGAAGAGAGAAGCAGAGUGGGUGGUGGAGGAAAAGGCGGUACAGAAGGAAAGAAAGGCUGUAGGGGAGAUGAAACAGGAGAAAGCGGCCAGAGUACCGAAGACCGGUAACUCCCCGGGCUCGCUGGAGGCCAUCGAUCAGGAGCUGUCAAACGUAAAUGCCCAGGCUGACCGGGCCUUCCUUCAGCUGGAGCGCAAGUUUGGCCGGAUGCGAAGACUCCAUAUGCAGCGCAGGAGCUUCAUCAUCCAGAAUAUCCCAGUUUUCUGGGUCACUGCCUUUCGGAACCACCCCCAGCUAUCACCUAUGAUCAGUGACCAAGAUGAAGAUAUGAUGAAAUACAUGAUCAAUUUGGAGUUGGAGGAGCUGAAACACCCCAGAGCCGGCUGCAAAUUCAAGUUCAUCUUUCAGUGCAACCCCUAUUUCCGAAAUGAGGCGCUCGUCAAGGAAUAUGAGCGCAGAUCCUCAGGCCGAGUAGUGUGUCUUGCCACUCCAAUCCGAUGGCACCGGGGCCAAGACCCCCAGGCCCACGUCCACAGGAACCGGGAAGGAAACAGUAUCCACAGCUUCUUCAACUGGUUCUCAGACAACAACCUCCAAGAAUUUGACAAGAUUGCUGAGAUUAUCAAAGACGAACUGUGGCCCAAUCCCCUGCAGUACUACCUGAUGGGUGAAGGUGGCCGCAGAGGAAUGCGAGGCCCAGCAAGGGAGCCAGUGGAGAAUCCCCUGUCCUUCAGGUUCCAGUCUGGCUGACUCCUGCCGUUGUGAGAAGCUCCUUAACAAGUUUCCUUAGCACCUCGUCUUGGACCUGUGCUUAGCCAACAGCAUGCGAACUUUUAUCUGCUUUCUCUUUAUGCUGGUUUGUCCUUUGGUUCUUCUAAAGCUUCGACAGCCAGUUGCAAGAUUGUCACCUCUGUGUCUGUGCUCUUCUGCUUCCUCUCAGCCUUCGCUGCUUUUCUGCAACAUGUUACGUGUUCCAAGCCCGUGGCCUACCACCGCUUUGUGCCAGGCACAUGAUGCUGUAGAUGUGCACUGCCUUCCUCUGCAUGGCUUGGAACCUGUCAGUGGCUGUGGUCUUCUCCCAGUUUUUUAUGUGUUUAUCUACAAGAAAUCCACAAGGAAGCUUGAUAGGUCUUUGCAAACAACUAUUUGGACUUCAUGCCUUAUGCUGACUGUGCUCCUGAUACCCAUGCGCUCUGCGGCAAGCUUUGCAUUUCACCACUGCAAAAUGAAGCUAAAAUAGAUGGUGCCAGCCAUCGACCCAAACUGGACAUUCCAGGCCUGUAUCAACUGUAUUUCAGCUGCCUCCCUUGGCCCAUGCCAUCUACGCUGCUGGUUGUCUGGCAGAACAGGGAGGUGGCUAGUAGGUGGCUACUAGGUAUGAAUGAGGUAAAAGACAAGAAGUGUUGUAUGUUUUUACAUUGGUUUUCCUGUGCCUCCAUCACCCUGCAUUGUGACCAGCUACGGGUGAGUUUAUGAAGGCCUCUGCUAUGGCCCCCCCCCCCCCACCUGCUCUCACCUUUCUGGAUAAGGUUUGCCUAGGCCACCAGUGUUUGCCUCCUCAGUACUAUCUGUGGACCCAGGCUCCCAACCAGCACACAGGCAAACAUCCUUCCCACCCCCCAACCUUAAAUGAUUACCCAUAAACCUACUCUGCUGUUAGGCAGGUUGGACAGCCUUAUGUGGCAAUGUGCAAAGCUAAGGGGAAUGGGGCCCCUUUCAGCAGUCAGCCUUUCUGAGCCCCAGCCAACAAACCACACUUAAUCUUGGCAACUUUGUUAGGUGCCCUCCUCAUCUCCCCUCCUGUACCUACCCUGAACACAACAAGGGUGCCAGGAUGGAAAGAGUGCCACAGAGGAAGACGUGUCUCUGGCUUGCAGGGCCUGUUAUGCCUAUCUUUCUCUCUCUAAAGCAGCUACAACUUAGAAAAAAAAAACUGUUAAAGUAGGCCUUUUGUGUAAUUUACUCUUCUCUUGAUUGUGUUGAGAGGGAGAAAGAGGUACUGUAAAAUAGACUUCAGCUUUCUAAGUGCCCUCUUCUGUCCCCAUGCCUCCACCCCAUUUCCUUUAACAAGUCCUAAAAGUUUCAAAGGGAGACCUAUAGGUUAAUUGCUUAAUUAUGAGCAGUGUUCUUUUAGGCUAACUUUGAUAACCCCACCCCUUUUCCUUAUCUGUUACGCCCAAAUCUCCUGGAGGUUUCUUGAGCUUUAGUUUGAGAAACUGGGAGGAGAGAAGUAACAGACCCAGAGCAGUAUGUGAUUUAAGGCAACUAAAACUAGCUUCACUCCAUUUUUCUAAAGAUGGAAAUUCUCUUUUGGGCCUUGGACUACUUAGAGAUAUAAAGCCCAAGGCAACAUUUUGUAGGUCACACCAGGUUCUCUAGGCUAGGAAACUGAACACAAGCAGAAUGCACCUGCUGGAGAGUGGGCCUGGAAACCUGCAGGGCCUGUGGGGGAGGGGAGGCCCCUGGGGCUGUUCCCAGGUAGGGAUAGGACAGUCAGAGGGGUUAGGGUUUGAAUAGGGUGCUUGGAAGAGGGUUUUCCUUCAAUAUUCCCUAACUCCUUGAAUUCACCAGUAGAUUUUUGUAAAUAAAAAUGCAAGUCUUGAUGUUUUCUUUCUAUUGUUCUAGGAGUGCCCUUUUGUAUGUGGUAGAUAGUGAUAAACCUGCCCCUCAUGUCACCGUUUCUGAGUAAAAUCCUGUUAAUUCCUUUCCCUAUUUCUGCAUACUGGGAAAAUUGAAGUUUACAGACCUGCUUUUUGCUUGUAAUUGAGAAAGUUUGCAAAAAUAUCGAUUUUGUUUUCCCAUGCAGUAUGAAGAUUUGUGUGAAUAUUUAGUUAUAUAUCUUGCUUGUUCUGGUCUCUGUUUAUGUAUAGAUCUAAUCAUAGAAAUAUAAUUCAACUAAAUGUGAUCCUUGUAGAGUCUGAAAAUUUUGGAAAUUGUUGCUGUAUCUUGUGAACAUAAUCUCCAAAAGAAAAAUGUAAUUGUUGUCUUACUUGAUAAUCUCUUACCUUAGUAGCAAUGUUGUACUUGACCUUUUAUGUUCCUAACCAGAGUAAGUACUUGUAGAAUUGCUGUCAGACUAGAUGAGGAUUGUUAGCAUUGUUGUCUUCUCCUAUGUACUUGAAGGAAAAAUAGUCUGUUAUUCUGUUACAUGUAUUUUCACCAAAAAAUAAAAAUGAAAGUCAGUCUG